CACUAAAUUCAUAGAUAAGGGGGUGGGGACUAAAUUUUAGAAGGGUUUUUUUUAUCAUAAAGUAACAAAGAACAAAGAACUUGCUAAAUAUUUGAAAAAAGUAAACUGUUUACUUAAUUGGUGAAAGAAAAAUUAUUUUGAAACAUUGAAAAACUGGAAAAUUAUAAACUGAACACAAUUAACAGAACAGAUCAAUAUUAAAACCAAUCCUAACCUAUAAAUGCCAUCGGUAUAAAAUUUAUAAAUUAGCUAUUUUGAAGCUGUUUUCCAGUAAUUUAAGAAUAUAUUUUAAAUAUGAUUCAAGAAAUUGAUGGUUCGUUAUUGGAAGGUGGUGGGCAAAUUCUGAGGAUUGCCCUAACUUUAAGCGCCUUAAAAAAGAUACCAAUUCGAAUAACCAAAAUUAGAGGAGGCAGAAGUAAGCCGGGAUUAAUGGAACAGCAUUUAAAAGGAGUGGAACUUUUAAGAGACAUUUGUUCAGCCAAAGUAAAAGGUGCGCAAUUGGGUUCAACAGAAAUUGAAUUUUGGCCCCAAGAAAUCAAAGGAGGCUCCUACAGAGCACAAGUAAAAACCGCCGGUAGCAUCAGCCUAUUACUUCAAGUAUCUUUGCCAUGCAUUAUCUUUGCAGAUACACCUACAACUCUUCUUCUCCGAGGAGGUACCAACACAGAAAUGGCACCUCAAAUUGAUUAUCUAACUGAGGUAUUUAGGCCUAUUUUAGAAAAAUUUGGAGCAACAUUCGAUCUCGAUCUAAAAAGAAGAGGGUAUUUUCCUAAAGGUGGUGGGGAAGUUAUUAUUAAUGUAAAACCCGUGGAAAAAUUAAAUCCUAUUGAAAUGACAACACAAGGAUCUGUAACAGACAUCUUUGGAUGGAGCUUCGUUGCAGGAAAUUUGCCAGAAAGGCUCUCUCACCAAAUGGCAGACAGUGCUGCAAAUGAGUUAAAGAAAAUAGCUUCGGUCAAUAUUGAAAGGUAUAAAGAGGAUCAGAAUAUAGCACCAGAUAGCUGUUCAGGUAUUAUAUUAGUUGCAAACACAAGCACAAAUUGUGUCCUAGGAGCAUCUGCACUUGGUAAAAGGAGUGAAAGUCUUCAGGAAACCGGAAGAAGGGCUGCUGAAGAGUUGCAGCGAUCCAUUAAAGCAGGUGCUUGUGUGGAUGAAUAUAGCCAAGAUCAAGUAAUUAUAUUCAUGGCGUUGGCGAAAGGACCGUCCAAAGUAAGAGUUGGAGAUAUAACGAUGCACACGAAGACUGCUAUUUAUGUUAUAGAGAAACUAACAACAGUAAAAUAUGAGAUAACGCCUUCUGAAGCAACAAAUAUAAUUGAGUGUAGUGGCAGUUAAACUUGAAAUUUAUUUUUAAUUUACUUAUUUAUGUAUGUCUUUUUAAUUAAAUUAUAUAUCUACGA
Diabrotica virgifera virgifera (western corn rootworm) is the source of this 1400-nucleotide messenger RNA. It is a transcript of the gene Rtca, whose product is annotated as RNA 3'-terminal phosphate cyclase. The transcript is spliced from 5 exons. Gene Ontology annotation, cellular component: nucleus. Gene Ontology annotation, molecular function: RNA-3'-phosphate cyclase activity. Bases 295 to 1335 code for a protein of 346 amino acids. Lineage: Eukaryota; Metazoa; Arthropoda; Insecta; Coleoptera; Chrysomelidae. Gene Ontology annotation, biological process: RNA processing. The record is from RefSeq and is a predicted model, not a curated record.